UUGUUGCUCUGUAAUUGGUCUUAUUGAGUAAAAUUCUGUUUCACUUCUCGACACAUGUGCUUAGCAGUGUUAUAUACAUGUGUUUUGCUUGGUGCCAAUAGAGUCGAUUCUCUUUUGAUUGCUUCAGUUGAUGUGGAGAGACAUGCUAGAGAUUUUAUGGAUGCUGCCAAAAAACUUCAACUAUAUUUUAUUGGUCUGCAACGUGAGGAUCAGCCGACCUAUGCUGAAAGCCUGCGGAAGGAGAUCUCUAUGAUGGAAGAUGAGUUGAAGACAAAGACUGAACUUAUCAAGAAGCAAGAGAGACUGAUCCAAGGGUGGAGGAAGGAGUUGAAAGACCAGUUAGAAAAACACAAUACUGAGUUAGAGAGGGUGUAAUUUGGUCUGGAACUAACUUUGUAGCAACUCAAAAUAUCAUUUCAUAAAUGGCAGAUGCCUUGUUGGGCCAGCACUUUAUG
Messenger RNA from Ilex paraguariensis (yerba mate), 455 nucleotides. The record is from the annotation of a GenBank genome assembly. Lineage: Eukaryota; Viridiplantae; Streptophyta; Magnoliopsida; Aquifoliales; Aquifoliaceae.